AUGCAUAGUUCCACUAAAGACACGGGAUACCCUUUUAAUACUCUCAAGGUACAGCACACCACAGCCAACUGGGUUUGCACAGAUCAGCGACUGUUCUGGGCUGCUGAGCGUGAAACAAAUCUAUGGGUUCUGGGAUGUUUGAUAUUUCUAUUGGGAGGUGGUUUUUUGAGGGCCUGUUUUUCUUUUUUGAAGAAAGAAGUCCUGUUUUGGAAAGAUUAA
This is a messenger RNA of Sclerotinia sclerotiorum 1980 UF-70, 219 nucleotides long. RefSeq lists its product with no specific name. The record is from RefSeq and is a predicted model, not a curated record. The coding region runs from base 1 to 219 and encodes 72 amino acids. Lineage: Eukaryota; Fungi; Ascomycota; Leotiomycetes; Helotiales; Sclerotiniaceae. The transcript is spliced from 2 exons.